GGCCCCGCGCGGGGCAGGCCGGGAAGAUGGAGAACUUCUCGGCGCUGUUCGGCGGGGCCGAGCCGCCGCCCGCCACCGCGGCCGCCGCUCUGGGCUUCGGGCCCGCCAAGGCGGCGGGAGCAGGGGCCGCGCCGCCUCCCGCCGCCGCCGUGCCGCCGCCGGGCGAGGACGCGGCCCACAAGGCCGCCGCCGGCCCCUUCUACCUGCUGCGGGAGCUGCCAGGCAGCACGGAGCUGACGGGCAGCACCAACCUGAUCACGCACUACAACCUGGAGCACGCCUACAACAAGUUCUGCGGCAAGAAGGUGAAGGAGAAGCUCAGUAACUUCCUCCCCGACCUGCCCGGCAUGAUCGACCUGCCCGGCUCCCACGACAACAGCAGCCUGCGCUCCCUCAUCGAGAAGCCGCCCAUCUGCGGCAGCUCCUUCACGCCCCUCACCGGCACCAUGCUGACCGGCUUCCGCCUGCACGCCGGCCCGCUGCCGGAGCAGUGCCGCCUGAUGCACAUCCAGCCGCCCAAGAAGAAGAACAAGCACAAGCACAAGCAGAGCCGCACGCAGGACCCCGUCCCCCCAGAAACCCCCUCGGACUCAGACCACAAGAAGAAGAAGAAGAAGAAAGAGGAGGAUCCGGAGCGGAAAAGGAAGAAGAAGGAGAAAAAGAAAAAGAAGAACCGACACAGCCCCGAGCACCCAGGGGUGGGCAGCUCGCAGGCCAGCAGCAGCAGCAGCCUGCGGUGAGGCUUCACUGUGCCGCUCAACGGAGCUCCCAGCCCCAGCUGCCUGCUGUGGACUCGUCCCUCUCACAGAGCACAGCAGGGAAGCGUGGGCAGUCAUGGCCCCCACUUGCAGAGAGCAUGGCCCUACAACCCCCCUGCUUGCACUGUGUGGCCGAUGGGGACCUGGUGACACGGACACUGCUGGAAUGGGGGUUCCUACCGUUGGCCUCUUAUACCUAAACAACACGGUGCAUUGGGAUCUCUUUUUUAUUCACCUUUUAAUUAAAGUCUGCUCUGAGGAAGAGCUGGUGCCA
Molecule: messenger RNA, 1032 nt
Organism: Gallus gallus (chicken)
Lineage: Eukaryota; Metazoa; Chordata; Aves; Galliformes; Phasianidae
Gene: MED19
Product: mediator complex subunit 19
Exons: 5
Coding region: 27-740 (237 amino acids)
Biological process (GO): positive regulation of transcription by RNA polymerase II
Cellular component (GO): mediator complex
Molecular function (GO): transcription coregulator activity; transcription factor binding
Source: RefSeq, a predicted model, not a curated record